Molecule: messenger RNA, 6799 nt
Organism: Caenorhabditis angaria
Lineage: Eukaryota; Metazoa; Nematoda; Chromadorea; Rhabditida; Rhabditidae
Source: the annotation of a GenBank genome assembly
AUGGUGAGUAUUUCAGACCGCGAAUAAUAUAAAGCACAAAUUUAAUUUUUCCAGAUAAACGAAUUCUUAGGCACAAGAAAAUUAGAAAGAAAAGAAGAUUUAACCGAAACCGAGAUAUUCAAAAAGAAAGAAAUCGCAUUAGAUAUAAGUUUCGGAUAUGACAGAAAGAAAAAUGGCGAAGAUUCAACGGAAUCAACUGAUCAUUCAUCAACAAUCAAUAAUAAAUAUCAUAUAGAUGAAGAAAAUUAUGAAAAUGAUUUUGAAGAGGCAAUCAGUCCAGUGCUAAAUAAAGAACCCGAUCCUCUUCGAAUGCAAUUAGAAGAUCUCGAACAACAACUCACCGCUCAAAACACCCAACGUAUCCCAUAUCGUCGCCAACUUUGUCUAAUGAUAUCAAGUGCCUCUCUGAUUGCUGGAACUAUCGAUUUUGCUGUCUGCUUCUUCCAUCAUGGCGGUGUAUACUUUCUCAUUCCAUAUUUCAUUUGCCUGAUUUUCCUUGCUAUUCCCGCAGCGAUUUUCGAAAUAUCAAUGGGACAAUUCGUGUCAACACCGAUUUUUGGGAUUUUUCACAAAAUGGCACCGAUUUUGGGAGGCAUACCGUAUUUGAUUUUGUUCCAGCGGUUCAUUACAUUAUUGAGUGUUGCCAUUCAACCCAAAUUCUAUCUUUAUACAGUCAGAUUAUUGUUAACACUGAUUACGGAUGUUGAUCAAUGGUCCUCGUGUAAAGAUUAUCCACAAAUUUGUGAGUUUUUUGAGGAAUUGAGGAUUUUCCAGUGAAUUCCGAUGAAAAUUUGCAUUUUUGCGUAAAAUUCACUGUUUUUUCUCAUUAAAAAUACCUGAAAAUCAAAAAAAAAUUCAAUUUUUAUCCAAUUUUCAGUGUGCUACGAGGUUUUGAAUGAUUGCAAAUUGAACGAAUUUUUUGAUGGAAGUAAAUGUGUGAAAGAUGAUGAUAGUGAUAAAGUUAUUCGAUUGUGAGUUUUUGGGAUUUUUGGUCGGGGAUUUGGGGAAAAAUCUGAAAAAUUCACUAUUUCAAAAUUUGAACAUAGAAUUUUGAAAAAUUGGAUUUUUUGAUAAAAAGCGUGACAUUCAGUUUUAAAAUUAUGAUUUAUUUUCAAUUUAAAAAAAUUCACUGUUUCACUAAUUUUCUAUAAAAAUUCGCAGAAAAAUUGAUUUCGGUAAACACAAGGUUCCUUUCAGAAAAUAAAAAAAUUGAGUUAUGCAAAAAUUAACUGUUUCACAAUUGUUUUUAUAAAAAAUGGCAGAAAGUUGUUUUUGACAGAAUGGUCUUGCUAGAAAAUAGAACAAUUGAGUUAUGAAAUAUUAUGAAAAAAAUUCACUGUUUCAAAAUUUGACCAUAAAAUUUUCGGAAAAUUGUACUUUUUGAUGGAAACAUAAAUAAGAAGGGUUUAAAAUUAUGAAAAUUAUGAAAAAUUCGAUUUUUUCAUGAAAACGUGACAUUCAUUUUAAAAAUUAUUAUUUUUCAAUUGAAAAAAAAUCACUGUUUCACUAAUUUUCUAUAAAAAUUCGCAACAAAUUUUUUGUGUUAUUGUAAUUUUUUUAGAAAAAACUACUUAUAAAAAACCAAAACAAAAAUAACUUCUAGAAAAUUAUGAAAAAAACUUCACUGUUUCAAAAUUCUGUGAUAACAUUUUGAAAGAUUCGAUUUUUUUGAUAGAAAGCGUGACUUAAAAAUUAUGAUUUAUUUCCAAUUGAAAAAUUUUACUGUUUCACUAAUUUUUAUUAAAAUUAGCAGAAAGUUAAUUUCAGGAAAUAGAAGGUUCCUUUCAGCAAAUAAAAAAAAUUGAGUUAUGAAAAAAAAUUAACGUUUCACAAUUGUUUUUAUAAAAAUUGGCAGAAAGUUGUUUCUGGCAGAAUGUUCUUGCUAGCAAAUAGAACAAUUGAGUUAUGAAAUAUUAUGAAAAAAAAUUCACUGUUUCACAAAUUUAGACAUACAAUUACAGAAAAUUCUAUUUUUUUCAUGAAAACAUGACAUUCAUUUUAAAAAUUAUUAUUUUUUUCAAUUGAAAAAAAUUCACUGUUUCACUAAUUUUCUAUAAAAUUUCCGAAAAAAAUUUUCUGUGUUAUGUAAAAAAUAAUCAACAACUUAUAAAAAACCCCUAUGGAUCAAUUCAUCUGAAGAAAAAAUGAAUUUCGCGACAUAUUUUGUCGCGAAAUUGCAAUUCGUGAAACGACACGAAAUAAACACAAAAAUAAAGGAGAAAUAUUAAAGGGACACGUAAUCGCUGCGAGACCCAACACACGAAAAAAGUUUUUCCUCUUUUAUUUUAUUAAUUUCGUGUCGUUUCGCGAAUUGCAAUUUCGCGACAAAGAAUGUCGCGAAAUUCAUUUUUUCUUCAGAUGAAUUGAUCCACUAGAAAAUUAUGAAAAAAUGCACUGUUUCAAAAUUUAAACAUAGAAUUUCGAACAAUUCAAUUUUUUGAUAUAUGUAAGCACAUUCAGUUUGAAAAUUAUGAUUUUUGUCAAUUUAAAAAAUUCACUGUUUCACUAAUUUUCUAUUAAAAUUCGCAGGAAGUUAAUUUUGGGAAACAGAAGGUUCCUUUCAGAAAAUAAAAAAAUUGAGUUAUGCAGAAAAAAAAAUAAAAUUCUGUGAUAAAAUUUCCGAAAAUUCAAUUUUCAUAAAAAGCAUGACAUUCAUUUUGAAAAUUAUGAUUUUUUCAAUUGAAAAAGUUCACCUUUUCACUAAUUUUGUAUAAAAAUUCGCAGAAAAAUUUAUUUCGGUAAACAGAAGAAUUUCUAAAAUUUUUUUCAAUCUAAAAACUGAAAAUUUUCAGUUUUUGGCUCUCUGAAAUUCUCAAAUUCAGAUAUUUUCAAAAAUUGUAUUCUGGCCCACAAUGAAUUGGCCGAUAUUCCUUUCAUAAAAUUAAAAAAUUGAAAACAUUAAGUUAUGAAAAAAAUCCACUGUUUCACAAAUUUGUUAUAAAAAUUGGCCGAAAAUUGUUUUUUGAUAGUAUCAAUCAAUAUCAUUAGAAAAUUUUUUGAAUUCUGCGAAACAACUUAUUUUUAAUCAAAAAUCUCCGGAUUUUUUUACAGCCUCUCCCCGUAUGCAUUAAUGGACUUAGCCAAAGUCCGUUAUCUCCAACACACUGGUUUCACCGCUUCAACUCUCUUCAAUAUCGCAAAAAGUCUAGAUAUUUCGGAUAAUUUGACAGCUCUAAUUGUUUUUUAUUCAAUAACUGGAUAUUUAUUUUAUUUGGGUUAUAGAAGUUAUGCGAAAUUCUCAAUGUUUCUGGUUUUACUCCCAUUUUUUGGCCUAAUUCCAGUCGUUUUUAUAUGUUUGAAAGAUGUUUCCGAUUAUCCCGUGCAAAUUAUUAUGAACAUUUUGUAUGAUGCAAAUAAUUUUGGGAAAAUGAUUGAGUCAAUGACGUGGUUGCAUGCUUUUAGAGUUGUGAGUUUUCAAAUUGCCACGUGGCAUCUUUUUUCAUUAAUUUUCCUGCAGGCUUGCACUUCAAUGGAACUAUCAACAGGUCAUUUGGCGACACUUGGCAGCAAACUACAAUUUCGUCACAAUUUUUUCAAAGAUGUCUGUUUUAUGGCGGUUUUUGCAUCGUUUUAUCGAAUUCUGUUCACAAUGUGCAUUAUUCCCAUCUUCCUUUUCAUUAGAUUUUUCAUUUUUCCAGCUUCUGAUAUGAGAUAUGGUAAGUUGAGCUUUUUUUUUUGGUGAAAAAAUCAAAAAAAAUUUGAAUAUUUUCAGCUGCAAAUGAAGAAGAAAUGAAAUACAACAUGUUGGAAGCAUUAUUCAAAGGACUUCCUGUUAUCACAAAACCAGGAAUGCGCGGAAAAGUUUUGAAUUCACUUUUUGCUUUGUUUUUCUUGACUAUCAAUCUCGGAUCAAUAACUUAUCAGGUUGGCGCAAAAAAUCAUGAUUUUUUUCAAGCAAAAAAUCUUGCAGCUCAUCACAUUUGAAGUCAUAAUGUCAUAUGCUUAUCGAAUUUUCCCGCGACUUUUGUAUGUAACUGAAAAAUAUGCGAGACUUGCGAUAUUUGGAGCAAUUACUGCUCUUUCACUUGUUAUUAUGAGCGAACAAUUUCAUGUAAGUUGUACAUUAUUUUUGGGAAGGUUUUGGGAUCCUGGGAGCUGAAAAUUUGGAAUCAUUGUGAAAUUUUGGUUCGGGUAUAAAUAUAUCAAAUUUGAAAAUCCUCUCAAAAAAAUUAUAAAAAUUUUGAAACAGUGAAUUUUUUUGAGAAAUUUUUUUCAACUGUUUCAAAUUUUUAAAUUAUUUUUUGAAUCUUGAAAAAUAAAAUAACAGAUUUUAGUACUUGCAAAAAAUAUUGCCACGUGUAAUUCUGAAUUUUAUGACUGAAAAUCUGGAAUUUUCAAUAGUGUCAAUUCAUAAAUCGAAAGUCCAGAAAUCAUGAAAAAUUUGGAGAAAAUUUGAAACAGUGAAUUUUUUCGCAUUCAGUUUUUUUUAAUAAAAAAAAUGAUAUGAAUUUCUGGAAAUUUUUUUAGUUAACUAAUUAAUUUUUUAAGCCACGUAGAUUUUCAGCCAAAUUUUGGUGCCAAAAACACCACGUGAAAUUUAUAUUUUAAAUUUUUCAGAAAUAUUAUUCAAAAAAAUUCACUGUUUCAAAAUGUUGACAUAACAUUUUUCCAAAAUUCAAUUUUUGGUUAUCCUUGAAAAUUUAUUCUGAAAAUUAUUAAAAAAUAAAAUUGUGGCUCUAAAAAACCACGUGGAAUUUUUAUUGGACCUACUGAUUUUUCUCGAACUCCGUAUCACAACUUAGCUCAACUUCGCUGAGCAGCACCUUAUUUUCAGAGAAAAAUAGUCUUACUUAUUUGAUCAAGAAAUCAUGAAAAAUUUCUAGAAAGUUUGAAACAGUGGAUUUUUUUGCAUCUAAAUUUUCUAAAAUAAAGAAAAAUGAAUUAAAUUCCUAGAAAUAUAAUAAAUAAAAAAAUUUGUUCAUUCAUUAAUUAAUUAUCUAUUUAAAGCCACGUGGAUUUUCAGCCAAGUUUUGGUGCCAAAACACCACGUGGAAUUUAUAUUUUGAUUUUUUCAGAAAUAUUAUUCAAAAAAUCCACUGUUUCAAAAUUUUGACAUAAUUUUUUUUCAAAAUUCAAUUUUUGGUAACACUUGAUAAUUUUCUUCUAGAAUUAUUUCAAAAUGAAAUUGUGGAGCCAAAAACCACUGGUUCUCAAACAUUCGUAUCACAGUUUUGCUGAAAUUCGCUGAGGAGCAACUCAUUUUCAAAGAAAAAUAGGCUUAUUUGAUCUCAUUCAACUCUAAAUUUCACCCCAAAUCGAAUUUUUCAGGAAGCUCUUCACGCAAAAGUCGAAUUUCGCCGUGAAACCACUGCAAGCUGGUUUUUCGCCGGUUAUUUCAUUGUACUUUUCGCCGAAUUUGUCGGUGUUCAAGCGAUUUAUGGAAAUCGUCGCAUUUUUGUGAAUUGUAUGGUAGGUUUUCCUUGCCACGUGGCUGGCAUAAAUUAUUGACAUUUUUGCAGACAAUGCUUCAUUCUCAUCGGAGCAGUUUUGCAAUAUUUAUGUGGAUGAAAAAACCGAUUAUUUAUGCGUGGGGAGCUUUGCCUUUUAUAUCUGCUGUGAGUUUUUUAGGGGAAAAAUUGGGAAAAUUCUGAAUUUUUUGAAAAUUUUUAAUAAAAAUGUUUUUUUUUUGAGUUUUUCGAAGAAUUUUGUGCUGAAAAAUCGUCAAAAAUUAGUUUGAGAAUAUUUAGAAAAAAUUCACUGUUUCAAAGUUUUUAUUCAUUUUUUCAGAACUUUUAAAAUUCGUUUGUUGGAAGUUUCUGGGGAUUAAAAAGUGAAAAUUUCAUAUUUUCUCAGUUUUUCGAUUUAAUUUUGAGGUAGAAAAUUCAUGCUGAAAAUUAGUUGGAAAAAUGCACUGUUUCAGAAUAUUCAUGAACUUUCAAGAUAAUUUCAGAAUUUCGCUACAUUUGUUCUUUUUUUCCGAGAAUAUUUGAAGACUAAUUCUGAAUUCCCAAUUUUUACUUCAAAAUAAUUCACUGUUUCAAAAUUUCUAUACAUUUUUGGAAUUUUUUUGAAGUUUGAUUACAUCCUUUGAAUUUUGAUUGUUAGCAUUUAUUUUUUCCACAAAAAACUGUACUGUUUCAAAAUUUAAUUUAUUUUUGGAGAGGAUUUUGAAUAUUCGUCAUUUGUCAAAUUUUAUUGAAAAUUCAAAAAAUUGUAAAUUAUAAUCAAAAAAUUUGAAACAGUAAAUUUUUCGGAAAGUUCUUUAAAAGUUUUCUGUCGACCUUCUUUAAAAAUUUAGAAAUUUCUUGUCAGAAAAAUUUACUGUUUCAAAAUUUUCUCAAAAUUUUAUUCUGAAAUUUUCGAUGAUGUUGUUGUUUUUUUGAGGUUUAAGAUAUAUUUGAAACGAAAAAAUGUCCCAAAAAACUUGAACUGGAAAAAUCCACGUGGAUUUUCACAGCUCAAAGUUGACCAAGUUUUUUCAGUGAAAUAAUUACAAAAGCCACAGAAAUGUUCAAAAUUUCAGCCAAAAAUGAACAUUUUUUACUCAAUUUUUAGCGAAUUUUCAGCUAAAAAAUAUUCAAAACGUGGCUCAAAAAUAACCAAAAAUCCCCCAUUUUUCUUACAGAUUCUCAUAAUUCAUUACACCACUUCCUUAUUUACAAAUAUAUCAGCCGAAUCUCUUCUCAAUGUUCUAAUUGUUGGUUUUCCGCUUCUUUAUGUUAUUCGAAUUUCGCUAACUACAGUAUUUUAUGGCAAAAAAUUCGCGUUGAUUGGAAUGAGUUAUAGAUAUGGACCAAGAAAUGCAAAUAAUGCAAGAGAAGCUGCAGCUGAUGAAAAAGCUUUUAUUUUACAGGAUUAA